AUGUCCGUAUCCUUCGCGCAUAGUCUUACGGACUCGCAAAUCGGACAUUUUACGCAAUUACAAAUGCGAAAACCCGGUGGCCUUCUUCUGAUACCUGUCACUGACCCACACCCAUUUGUCGGCACUUCUGCCAUUCCUGUUGUGGCUCGCACUAAUAGACCAGCAACUCGAAUAACCCCCUACGAUUAUCGCUUUUUCUGCCCCGCUACUAUGCGCCAGUCAACGACUCCACAGCCAACUGGACCAGAGAGCAUCUCCUCCUCAAGGGUCUCUAAACUCGCCAGAAGACCACACAGAAAGUCAAGGAAUGGGUGCUUUAACUGCAAGAGAAGAAAGGUCAAGUGUGACGAGGUGAAACCUGCGUGUGCCAACUGCGUACGCUUCGGUAUUCCCUGCGACUUUGCACCUCAACCACUAUCCAGUGACGACUCAGCUCACCAGAGAUCUCCCCCAGAGAUCCUCUCGGUCCUAGCAGAGCCUGCUGCAACACCACGUCGAGGCCCUGGUAGGCCGCGUAAGGACUGGGCUGCUCUCACGCGACCACCGCCGCCGCCUCCGGCAUCAGCAUCAGACAGAGCGACGACAUCUCCGUCGUCCACCUCAGCUACUCCAGCUUCCUCGUCUACGAUAUCAAACUCUCAGAUAUGCUCUCUUAAUGUCGCUGACGCAGAGUUACUAUUCCACUUUAUGGCCAACACUUCAAGGACGUUGCAUGAUGCUGAUGACCCUGCUGAUGACAUCGCGUCGUUUUGGGCCAAGAACGUCCCCCAGAUUGGCCUCUCCUACCACUUUGUCCUCCAUAUGAUGUAUGCUCUGGCUGGGUACCAUCUCGUUUAUCAGGAGCCCAAGGGAACGGAGCGGCAUUCCCAAAACCUCGCUCUCGCAGCACAUCACGCGGAACUUGGUAUCUCUGAGAUGAACAGAACUAUAACAAACCUCAGCGAGACAAAUUGCGGUGCACUAUAUGUCACUGCAGUUCUCGUCUGCUAUUGCACAUUCGCUGCUGGUCCGACGGGUCCUGAUGACCUACUGGUAUGCGUUGUGGGCGAUGGUAUUUCGCAGAGGUGGCUUCCAGUCAUACACGGCGUUCGGUUGAUUCGACAGAGUGUCGAACCAGCAACGCUGUUUACAGGCCUCAUGGCCCCCCUCGGUGGCGGCACAAAACCGGAGCUAGAAGACCCGCGACCCGAAUAUUUGGUCAAGGGGUUCCCUCAUCUCGACUGGGUUGAGCCUCUCGAAAGGCUUCGGGUGUGGAUAGCAUCCCACGAGAACCCAGACACUGCUUUGUAUCUGAGAGUUCACAAAAUGCUGUGUGAUGUAUACGAAGCCAACUAUGGCAACUUAAAAGGGGUUAUCGAAGUCCCCAUCACUAACAAACUUGUGUUUGGUUGGCUUUACCGGAUGCAAGACCUGUUUGUUGGGUGUCUUCAGCGCAAAGCACCACAGGCCUUGCUUCUUUUGGCAUAUUACGUCCCGUUAUUCAAGACGAUGAAGGAGUGCUGGUAUUUGGAUGGUUGGGCGGCGCAUUUGCUUGACAGGAUAAGAGGGUUAUUGAAUGCGGAUCUGUUGGGCUGGCUAGAUUGGCCGGUAGGGAUAUCUCUUCAUCCUGAGGUUAUAUAA
Messenger RNA from Fusarium graminearum PH-1, 1620 nucleotides. RefSeq lists its product as uncharacterized. The coding region runs from base 1 to 1620 and encodes 539 amino acids. Gene Ontology annotation, biological process: regulation of transcription by RNA polymerase II. The transcript is spliced from 6 exons. The record is from RefSeq and is a predicted model, not a curated record. Lineage: Eukaryota; Fungi; Ascomycota; Sordariomycetes; Hypocreales; Nectriaceae. Gene Ontology annotation, molecular function: zinc ion binding; DNA-binding transcription factor activity, RNA polymerase II-specific.